Exophiala viscosa is the source of this 1182-nucleotide messenger RNA. Its product is annotated as 26S protease subunit rpt4. Lineage: Eukaryota; Fungi; Ascomycota; Eurotiomycetes; Chaetothyriales; Herpotrichiellaceae. Gene Ontology annotation, cellular component: cytosolic proteasome complex; proteasome regulatory particle, base subcomplex. The transcript is spliced from 3 exons. Bases 1 to 1182 code for a protein of 393 amino acids. Gene Ontology annotation, biological process: positive regulation of RNA polymerase II transcription preinitiation complex assembly. Gene Ontology annotation, molecular function: ATP binding; proteasome-activating activity; ATP hydrolysis activity. The record is from RefSeq and is a predicted model, not a curated record.
AUGGAUGGGAGCGGCGAUCCGGAGAGGCAGCAGGCCCUCGAACAAUACAAGAACAAAUUAUUGGAGUCCAGAGAAUGGGAGUCAAAAUUGAAAGCGCUGCGGAUGGAUAUCAAAGGUCUCCAGAACGAUUUUGAGACGACAGAAGACAACAUCAAAGCACUACAAAGUGUCGGUCAGAUCAUCGGCGAAGUCCUGAAACAACUUGAUGAAGAGAGAUUCAUUGUCAAAGCGUCCUCAGGACCUCGAUACGUCGUCGGAUGUCGGUCCAAGGUCGAUAAGGCGAAGAUGAAGCAGGGCACGCGAGUGGCGCUCGACAUGACCACACUUACAAUCAUGCGCAUGCUUCCACGAGAAGUCGAUCCUUUAGUCUACAACAUGUCCUUGGAAGACCCCGGACAGGUGUCAUUUGCUGGAAUCGGUGGCUUGAACGAACAGAUCCGAGAACUACGUGAAGUCAUCGAGCUACCGCUGAAGAAUCCGGAGCUUUUCUUGCGGGUGGGAAUCAAACCGCCCAAGGGUGUACUUCUCUACGGACCACCUGGAACUGGAAAGACAUUAUUGGCAAGAGCAGUGGCUAGCAGUUUGGACACAAAUUUCCUGAAAGUUGUUUCAUCUGCAAUUGUCGACAAGUACAUUGGCGAGUCGGCUCGACUGAUCCGAGAAAUGUUCGGUUAUGCCAAAGAACACGAGCCCUGUAUCAUCUUCAUGGACGAAAUUGAUGCAAUUGGAGGUCGUCGAUUUAGCGAAGGAACAUCAGCCGAUCGAGAAAUUCAGAGAACGCUUAUGGAGCUGCUGAACCAGCUGGAUGGUUUCGACUACUUGGGAAAGACCAAGAUCAUCAUGGCCACCAACCGACCCGAUACCCUGGAUCCGGCUCUGCUCAGAGCGGGUAGACUGGAUCGCAAGAUCGAAAUCCCGUUGCCCAAUGAGGUUGGCAGGUUAGAGAUUCUCAAAAUUCAUACCUCGGGAGUUGUGACGGAAGGCAACAUCGACUUUGAGAGCGUGGUCAAGAUGAGUGAUGGGCUCAAUGGUGCCGAUCUGCGAAAUGUUGUGACGGAAGCUGGUCUCUUUGCCAUCAAGGAUUACCGGGAUGCUGUGAACCAGGACGACUUCAACAAGGCCGUGAGGAAGGUGGGCGAGUCGAAGAAGCUGGAAGGCAAGCUGGAGUACCAGAAAUUGUAA